CAUCGCCACCGCCACCACCUUCGUUUGGUGUUUACCUCCUCCUCCUGCUCUCUCUCUCUCUUCCUUCCUUCCUUCCUUCCUUCCAAAUUGGCAAGACCCGCCGCCUCCCUUCCCCCACACGUUCUUCCCCACUUCGCAUGAGCUCUCCAUCUCUCUCCCUCCCUCCCUCUCCCUCCCUCCCUCCCUCCACCGCACACCGCACAACACAACAACACACAGCCAAGCAAGCGCACCGCCAUACCUCUCGGAAGUCUCCACGGGUAAAUCUCGCGCCUUGUGCUGCUGCGUAGCCGCGCUGUCCUUCAAUGGCCAUCGUGGACGCCCGCGAGAGCGUCGGCACUGUCCAGACCAUCGCCCCCGCCGCCCCCGCCCCCAGCGCCGACGCCGAUCCCGGCCUCUCCCUCCGCAGGAGGCGCUGCGGCGCCGGCGGCGGAGCGGCCUCCGGUGCCGGAUCGGAGGCGGGCGCGCCCGACGACGCCGCCGCUGAGGACGUGGCCGGGGAUUCGCGGCGCGGCGGCGGCGACGACUCCGCGGCCAAAUCGGCUUGCUACGACGGCAGGGAUCGCGGCGCGGGCGGUGCCGACGGGCCGGCGGAGUCGUCGAAUUCCGCGAGCAACGGGAAGGAUUCGGACGUGAAGGCCCUGGGAGGGGACGGCCGGGGGCGGGAUUCGGUGGCGGCGAGGUUCGCGUGUCGGCCCUCGGCUCCGGCUCACCGGACAGUGAAGGAGAGUCCUCUCAGCUCCGAUAAUAUAUUCAAGCAGAGCCAUGCAGGUCUCUUCAACCUCUGUAUAGUAGUGCUUGUUGCGGUUAACAGCAGACUUAUCAUCGAGAACCUAAUGAAGUAUGGAUGGUUAAUUAAAUCGGGUUUCUGGUUUAGUUCAAGAUCCUUACGAGAUUGGCCGCUUCUCAUGUGUUGUCUUACUCUACCGAUUUUCCCCCUUUCUGCUUUUACCGUGGAAAAGUUGGCACAACAUAAGUAUCUUCCAGAGCCAGUUAUCGUCUCUCUCCACAUUAUUAUAACAACAGGCUCCCUUCUUUAUCCAGUUCUUGUGAUCCUCAGAUGUGAUUCCGCUGUUCUAUCGGGUGUCACACUGAUGCUUUUUGCCUGCAUUGUGUGGCUAAAAUUGGUAUCAUAUGCUCACACAAACUAUGACAUGCGGUCUCUUGCCAAGUCGGUUGAGAAGGGUGAUGUUGUUCCUAAUUCUUUGAAUUUGGAGUAUCCGUACAAUGUUAGCUUAAAGAAUUUGGUGUACUUCAUGGUUGCUCCUACAUUGUGCUACCAGCUCAGCUAUCCUCGCACUUCAUGUGUUCGAAAGGCUUGGGUGGCUCGCCAACUUGUCAAGUUAGUAAUAUUCACAGGAGUCAUGGGGUUUAUCAUUGAACAGUAUAUUAAUCCUAUAGUCCAGAACUCACAACACCCUUUGAAAGGAAACCUUUUAUAUGCCAUUGAGAGAGUUUUGAAGCUUUCAGUUCCGAAUCUAUAUGUGUGGCUCUGCAUGUUCUACUGUUUCUUCCACCUCUGGUUAAAUAUACUUGCAGAACUUCUUCGUUUUGGUGACCGUGAAUUCUAUAAAGACUGGUGGAAUGCAAAAACAGUGGAGGAGUACUGGAGACUGUGGAAUAUGCCCGUUCACAAAUGGAUGGUUCGCCACAUAUAUUUUCCUUGCUUGAGAAAUGGGAUACCAAAGGGAGUUGCUGUUCUGAUUGCCUUUUUAGUGUCUGCCAUCUUCCAUGAGUUGUGCAUCGCGGUCCCUUGCCACAUAUUCAAGUUUUGGGCAUUUAUUGGCAUUAUGUUCCAGGUUCCUCUGGUGCUGAUCACCAAUUACCUUCAAAAUAAGUUCAACAACUCGAUGGUGGGCAAUAUGGUCUUCUGGUUCAUAUUCUGUAUUCUCGGCCAACCGAUGUGCUUGCUCUUGUAUUACCACGACUUGAUAAACCGGAAAGGGAAAAUCGAUUGAACUUCACCAACUCCUCUCGCCGGAUAACGGAGCUGGCCAGUCCCAGGCUCCAAUUUCGGGCUCCCCGUUGUAUCUUUCACUCGUACAUAUUCGUCACAAAUUUCGGGUGACUUUGUAAUGAAAGGAGGGGAGCAAAGGCAGUUUUUAAGCA
Syzygium oleosum is the source of this 2109-nucleotide messenger RNA. RefSeq names its product diacylglycerol O-acyltransferase 1A. Lineage: Eukaryota; Viridiplantae; Streptophyta; Magnoliopsida; Myrtales; Myrtaceae. The record is from RefSeq and is a predicted model, not a curated record. Gene Ontology annotation, biological process: triglyceride biosynthetic process. The transcript is spliced from 16 exons. Gene Ontology annotation, molecular function: diacylglycerol O-acyltransferase activity. Bases 306 to 1958 code for a protein of 550 amino acids. Gene Ontology annotation, cellular component: endoplasmic reticulum membrane; chloroplast envelope.